Coturnix japonica (Japanese quail) is the source of this 2528-nucleotide messenger RNA. It is a transcript of the gene GPR180, whose product is annotated as G protein-coupled receptor 180. The record is from RefSeq and is a predicted model, not a curated record. Gene Ontology annotation, biological process: G protein-coupled receptor signaling pathway; response to pheromone. Lineage: Eukaryota; Metazoa; Chordata; Aves; Galliformes; Phasianidae.
CACUCCCCCCUGUGAUCCCCGCCAUGGGGUGGUGGAUGAUGUGGCUGCUGUGUGCAUGGGGUGCAGCAUGGAGCAAGACGCUGCGGGGCGGCUUCGUCAGCUCUGCCACACGGAUGGAGCCUUGGCGGCCUGUGGUGAGAUUCCAGUUCCGAGGUGACCAUGCUGUUCUGUGUGUCAGAAUCACCAACGUAGCAGCAGCUGUGACAAAAGAAGCCAGACUUCACCUGUUUCAAGCACAGGAGUGGCAGAAGCUACAGAAUCACAUCCAGGAUCACAGCUGUACAGAGAAAUUCUCUAAAGCUCAACUGACAAUGACUGUGAACCACACAGAGCAAAAUCUGACAGUGUCCCAGAUUCCUUACCCGGAAACAUGGUAUGUGUUUUAUGUAGACAAGUUUACCUGCGAGGAGAAUUAUUCUGAAUCCGAGGAUAUUCAGUUUGAAAUGGUCUUACUAAAUCCAGAUGCAGAAGGGAAUCCAUUAGAUCACUUUAGCGCAGGGGAGUCUGGAUUACAUGAAUUCUAUUUCCUGCUUGUUCUAGCAUACUUUGUAACUGCUUGCAUAUAUGCACAGUCUUUAUGGCAGACAAUUAAGAAGCAUGGACCAAUGCAUACUGUAUUAAAAGUGCUCUCAAUCGCAUUACUGUUGCAGGCUGGUUCAGCUUUUGCCAACUACAUGCAUUUCUCAAGUUAUUCCAAGGAUGGAAUAGGAGCACCUUUUAUGGGAAGUCUGGCAGAAUUGUGUGACAUAGUCUCUCAGAUACAAAUGCUUUAUUUGUUGUUGAGUCUGUGUAUGGGUUGGACAAUAGGCAGAAUGAAGAAAUCUCACAGCAGACCUCUUCAAUGGGAUUCCACUCCAACAUCUACUGGCAUUGCUGUAGUAGUUGUUGUUACACAGAGCUUUUUAUUAAUUUGGGAACAGUUUGAAGACACUAAUCAUCACAGCUACCAUUCACACCACAGCUUAGCAAGUGGACUGCUUAUUGGCCUGAGAGUUUGCCUGGGGUUGUCACUGGCUGCUGGUCUUUACCAGAUCAUCACAGUGGAGAGAAGCACGCUGAAAAGGGAGUUCUACAUCACCUUUGCUAAAGCCUGCAUUCUCUGGUUUUUGUGCCACCCAUGUCUUGCAACCGUUUCUGUAAUAUUCAGAGAAUAUCAAAGGGAAAAGAUUAUUACCAUAGGCGUUAUCCUCUGUCAGUGCAUCUCCAUGGUUAUCCUCUACAGACUUUUUCUCUCACAUAGUCUAUAUUGGGAAGUAUCUUCACUGUCAUCAGUAACAUUGCCACUGACUGUAUCCUCUGGACAUAAAAAUCGACAUCGCUUCUGAGAUGUUUAGGAAGAAUAUGUUAUGUAAAAAAAUGUGCAAUAAUGAUCUAAAUAUGCAGGUAUUUUUGUCACAGGUAUGUGAUACAUUGGUUUCACUGAAAAACCAGGUGAUUGUAUCAGAGCAUUUCAUGGAACUUUGGUCUGACAUGGUCAGUAGGUUAAUCUGUUUAAGUAUUGUGGCAAAAAUGGAGUAAUUUGAGUGGAAAAAUCUGUAAUCGCAGUAAUUUCCUAAAUAUGGUUUGUGUGUGUGUGUGUGUGUGUGUGUGUGUGUGCAGCAACGGGUGCCGAGCCAUAUCACAGGAAAGUGUAAGGAAUCUUUCCUCCCCCAUCCACAGCCACAAAAAAAAAAAACGUCCUUACUUUAUAUCUGUACUAGGUUUGAAAGUCUUAUAAAAGAUGGUUCUUGAAAUGUCUGCAAGUUCAAACAAGUCUGAUAUAGGCCAGUUGUGAAAUCGAUGUGAUGUCUUACAAUGAAUACAAGUUUUUUGGUUGUUUCUUUUUUUUUUUCACGCUUUAGGAAAAAAAGUGUAUUUUAUAUAGAAGUAUAAAGGAAAUGGAAACAAAAGAGGGAAAGUCCACUAAAAACAUAUAUAAAAUGUUUACAGCUAUCUACAGGAAACUUCCCUUUAUCAUUGGUGUGAAAUAAGCUUUUUUGUAUUGGUUAGAACUGUGAUGAAGAUGGGAACAAAGUUUGUGUUUUCCUCUUUUGAAGUAAAUGUAACUAAAAAUUUCACCUCGUCGUGAAGAUCUAAACAAUAUUUGAGGCUUAAGAAGAUACAGCAACAUAAAGGUAAUUAAAACAGCAGGCUCACAUUUACAAAAAAAAAAAAAAAAAAAAAAGCCAAGAGAAAGAAAUGGGUGAUGUGGCACUAGAAUUUUAAUCCUGAUAUAAUUCAUUUCUCUUACAUUGAGGAUUCAAUCAUAAUUAAGCCAUAUACACAGAUUAAAUUAACAGAAGCAUUUCAUAUAAAUGUUGGUUUCAGUCAUCAACUACCCAUGAAUUCCUGCCCAAGGAUACUUAAUCAGGAUUAAAUUUUCUAUGAAUAAUUGAAAAACAAAAUACUCACUGGAUUUGUUAUAAUCCAUGUUGGCACUGAGUUCUAAGUAGUUGCCAUCUUCCAUCCAUUGUAAUAAAGCCAUACUACUUUGUGAUGCCCUUGCAUUCAGAAAAACAGUGUAAAUAUAUACUUUAUUGAAGUGCCUA